ACGUGACGCUGGGGCUCAGCAUGGCGGAGGUGGUGGCCGCUCCCGCUGUGCCCGCGGUCCGGAGCCCCCGGCGCUGAGCCGGAGCCGAGCCGGCGCCUGGGACCUGCCUUUCCCCCUCGUCCCCUCCGCCCGCCAUGGCCGAGCCGGCGGCUGCGGGGGUCUCCUCGCUGCCCCGCGAGGUCCGCGAGCAGCUGGCCGAGCUGGAGCUGGAGCUCUCCGAAGGGGACAUCACACAAAAGGGGUAUGAGAAGAAGAGAGCAAAGCUUCUGGCUCCGUAUGUUCCACAAACCCAAGGGGUUGAUCCAGCAUUACAGAAGGAAUCCAAACCUCAGAUGCCCGCUCCAUCUGCCACUCCAGCCUCAGCAUCAUCCUCAUCCUCAGCAUCCAAAUUUCACCGAGCUCGCUCAGGGGGAGCCAGAGAUGAACGUUAUCGAUCGGAUAUCCACACAGAAGCAGUUCAAGCAGCACUGGCAAAACACAAAGAACAGAAGAUGGCCCUGCCCAUGCCAACAAAAAGACGCUCCACCUUUGUUCAGUCUCCAGCUGAUGCCUGCACCCCUCCAGACACGUCUUCCGCAUCCGAGGAUGAGGGGUCGCUAAGGCGCCAAGCUGCUCUUUCUGCUGCAUUGCAUCAGAGCUUACAGAAUGCUGAGUCUUGGAUCAACCGAUCUAUUCAGGGGUCAUCCACAUCUUCAUCAGCAUCUUCUACACUUUCCCAUGGAGAAGGCAAAGGGACCAGUGGGUCACUAGCUGAUGUAUUUGCCAAUACUCGAAUAGAAAACUUCUCAGUUCCCCCAGAUGUCACAGCAACUACCUCCUCUUCCUCAGCACGCCCAGCAGCGAUCGACCUUCCUCCUUCAGGAAUCGUGAAAGGCAUGCACAAGGGAUCUAACCGCUCUAGUCUCAUGGAUACUGCUGAUGGUGUUCCUGUGAGCAGUAGAGUCUCCACAAAAAUUCAGCAGUUGCUUAACACCUUGAAAAGACCUAAAAGACCCCCCCUGAAAGAAUUCUUUGUGGAUGAUUUUGAAGAAAUUGUGGAAGUUCCACAGCCUGACCCAAAUCAGCCCAAGCCAGAGGGACGUCAGAUGACACCAGUGAAGGGAGAACCCCUGGGAGUUGUUUGUAACUGGCCUCCUGCCUUAGAAGCAGCACUGCAGCGCUGGGGAACCACACAAGCUAAAUGUCCCUGUCUGACAGCACUGGAUGUUACAGGAAAACCAGUUUAUACCCUCACGUAUGGCAAAUUGUGGAGCAGAAGUCUCAAGCUGGCCUACACGCUGCUUAAUAAACUGGGAACCAAAAAUGAACCCGUGUUAAAACCUGGAGAUAGGGUAGCUCUUGUUUAUCCCAACAAUGACCCAGUCAUGUUUAUGGUGGCAUUUUACGGCUGUCUCCUAGCAGAAGUCAUACCAGUGCCUAUAGAGGUACCUCUUACCAGAAAGGAUGCUGGUGGUCAGCAGAUUGGUUUUCUGCUGGGAAGCUGUGGUAUUGCUUUGGCCCUCACCACUGAAGUUUGUCUGAAAGGGCUUCCAAAAACCCAAAAUGGAGAGAUUGUGCAGUUUAAAGGUUGGCCCAGACUCAAAUGGGUUGUGACAGAUUCAAAAUAUCUCUCCAAAUCUCCUAAGGACUGGCAGCCCAACAUCUCAGCUGCAGGAACUGAGCCAGCAUAUAUUGAGUACAAGACAAGCAAAGAGGGCAGUGUUAUGGGUGUUACAGUGUCCCGGAUUGCCAUGCUGUCUCACUGUCAAGCCUUGUCUCAGGCCUGCAACUACUCUGAAGGUGAAACAAUAGUGAAUGUUCUGGAUUUUAAGAAGGAUGCAGGCUUGUGGCAUGGCAUUCUCACGAAUGUAAUGAACAAGCUGCACACUAUCAGUGUGCCCUAUUCUGUGAUGAAAACCUGCCCACUCUCGUGGGUGCAGAGAGUUCAUGCCCACAAAGCAAAAGUUGCUUUAGUCAAGUGUCGAGACUUGCACUGGGCCAUGAUGGCCCAUCGAGACCAAAGAGACGUCAGUUUGAGUUCUCUACGCAUGCUGAUUGUAACCGAUGGUGCAAAUCCUUGGUCUGUUUCCUCAUGUGAUGCCUUCCUGAGCUUGUUUCAGAGCCAUGGGCUUAAACCAGAGGCAAUUUGCCCAUGUGCCACAUCUCCAGAAGCGAUGACCAUUGCAAUACGGAGACCUGGAGUUCCCGGGGCACCUCUGCCUGGAAGGGCCAUCCUGUCCAUGAAUGGGCUGAGUUUUGGUGUCAUUCGUGUCAACACUGAAGAUAAAAACUCUGCGCUCACUGUCCAGGAUGUUGGCCAUGUGAUGCCAGGAGGAAUGAUGUGUAUAGUGAAACCUGAUGGACCACCUCAGCUCUGUAAAACAGAUGAGAUUGGUGAAAUCUGUGUUAGCUCCAGAGCAGGAGGAAUGAUGUAUUAUGGGCUGGCAGGGGUGACAAAGAAUACAUUUGAGGUUAUCCCUGUGAACUCAGCUGGCUCUCCAGUGGGUGAAGUGCCAUUUGUCCGUUCUGGCUUGCUGGGAUUUGUUGGACCUGGCAGUUUGGUGUUUGUGGUUGGAAAGAUGGAUGGAUUGCUGACAGUCAGCGGCCGCAGACAUAACGCUGAUGACAUUGUUGCAACAGGAUUGGCAGUAGAGUCAAUAAAAACAGUUUACAGAGGAAGGAUUGCUGUGUUCUCAGUAUCUGUCUUCUACGACGAGAGGAUUGUGGUGGUUGCAGAGCAGAGGCCAGAUGCAUCUGAAGAAGACAGUUUUCAGUGGAUGAGUCGAGUGCUGCAGGCAAUCGACAGCAUUCACCAAGUGGGUGUGUAUUGCCUUGCUCUUGUGCCAGCCAACACAUUGCCAAAAACUCCAUUGGGAGGGAUCCAUAUCUCACAAACUAAACAGCACUUUCUGGAGGGCUCUCUGCAUCCGUGCAACAUCCUCAUGUGCCCGCACACAUGUGUGACAAACUUGCCAAAACCCAGGCAGAAACAACCAGGCGUUGGCCCUGCCUCUGUGAUGGUGGGGAACCUGGUUGCUGGGAAGCGUAUUGCUCAAGCUUCUGGAAGAGAUCUUGGUCAAAUAGAAGACAAUGAUUUAGUUAAAAAGCACCAGUUCCUGACAGAGGUAUUACAGUGGAGAGCUCAAGCAACUCCUGACCACCCACUCUUCCUUUUAUUAAAUGCCAAGGGAACCACUGUGUGCACAGCCACCUGCCUUCAGUUGCACAAAAAAGCUGAGAGAAUUGCAUCAGUUCUGUGCGACAAAGGACAUCUCAAUGCAGGAGACAAUGUGGUGCUUCUUUAUCCUCCUGGCAUUGAGCUAAUCACCGCGUUCUAUGGCUGUUUGUACGCUGGCUGCAUCCCCGUGACCGUGAGACCACCUCAUGCUCAGAGCCUCACUGCUACUCUGCCCACUGUGCGAAUGAUCGUGGAAGUCAGCAAAGCUGCCUGUAUUCUCACAACCCAGACCUUAAUGAGACUACUGAAAUCCAGAGAAGCAGCUGCUGCUGUGGAUGUGAAAACCUGGCCAACCAUCAUUGACACAGAUGACUUGCCCAGGAAGCGGCUUUCUCAGAUCUAUAAGCCACCUACGCCUGAAAUGUUAGCAUAUCUAGAUUUUAGUGUUUCCACAACAGGCAUGCUUACGGGAGUAAAGAUGUCCCACGCAGCGGUGAGUGGCCUUUGCAGGGCAAUCAAGCUGCAGUGUGAGCUCUACUCCUCCCGGCAGAUUGCAAUUUGUCUUGACCCCUAUUGUGGACUAGGUUUUGUGCUCUGGUGCCUUUGCAGUGUGUAUUCUGGACACCAGUCAAUUUUAAUUCCUCCUAUGGAGCUGGAAUCCAAUCUUUUUCUCUGGUUAUCUACUGUCAGCCAGUAUAAAAUAAGGGACACUUUCUGUUCCUAUUCAGUCAUGGAACUGUGCACAAAGGGACUUGGAAACCAAGUUGAAAUGUUAAAGGCACGUGGGAUUAAUCUGUCCUGUGUGCGGACUUGUGUGGUAGUUGCAGAGGAACGGCCACGAGUUUCUCUCACUCAUUCCUUCUCCAAACUCUUCAAAGACAUUGGCCUGUCCUCUCGUGCUGUAAGCACCACCUUCGGGUCAAGAGUCAACGUUGCCAUCUGCUUACAGGGAACAUCUGGGCCUGAUCCCACCACCGUUUAUGUAGAUCUGAAAUCCUUGAGACAUGACAGAGUACGUCUGGUGGAAAGGGGAGCUCCUCAAAGCCUGCUGCUUUCAGAAUCUGGGAAGAUUUUACCUGGAGUCAAAGUGGUCAUUGUCAAUCCUGAGACAAAAGGACCUCUUGGAGAUUCUCACCUCGGGGAGAUUUGGGUCAAUAGUCCACACACAGCCAGUGGCUACUACACUAUCUACGACAAUGAAACCCUUCAAGCUGAUCAUUUCAACACUCGUCUGAGUUUUGGUGAUGCUGCUCAGACACUUUGGGCUCGGACCGGCUACCUUGGGUUUGUUCGUCGCACAGAGCUCACAGCUGCCAGUGGAGAGCGCCACGAUGCACUGUAUGUUGUUGGAGCACUGGAUGAAACUUUGGAGCUGAGGGGGCUGCGUUACCAUCCAAUUGACAUUGAGACUUCAGUAUCUCGGACACACAGAAGCAUUGCUGAAUGUGCUGUAUUCACAUGGACCAACUUGCUUGUGGUUGUUGUGGAGCUGUGUGGCUGUGAACAGGAAGCCCUGGAUUUAGUCCCUCUAGUCACAAACGUGGUCCUGGAAGAACAUUACCUAAUUGUGGGAGUGGUGGUGGUAGUGGAUCCUGGAGUUAUCCCUAUCAAUUCCAGAGGAGAGAAACAACGAAUGCAUCUCCGUGACAGCUUCCUAGCUGAUCAGUUAGAUCCCAUAUAUGUAGCAUAUAACAUGUGAUGUGUAUGGGGGGGGAAGUGAUGUUCGGCAACUUUGUGGGACCACUAAAUGACAGGAGGUGGCUUGAGAACUGAAGCUGGUGAAAAUUACUAAUACUUGAUAUCAAGUUUGAGAUUGCUGCCACAUUCCCUUCAUCUCAUCCUGUGCUGUUGAGAUCACAUUAACUACCAAGGGGCAGAAGGAGAUGUGGUAGACAAUGGAAAACUUCUGUAACAGUUUACUGCAAUAUUAGCUUUAUAGAAAAUGCAAAGUUGACAAGUGUGUGAGCUACAAAAUUCCUUAAGGCCUUUACAGUAGUGUUACUUUUUUCAUCUGUUGUACAUACUUGUAUUUUUAUCUAAUACUGUUUUAGGAUUCUAUAAGGGGAGGGUUUAUUUAGUUAAGAUAAUAAACUAUUAGGAAAAGGGUCAUCAGAGUUCUGCAGUUCCCUACUCUAUAAUGUCCUUUGCAUCUGGACUGUAGCUAUUCAUUCCAUGGGAUCACACAACCUGGUUAAAAUUGUGCCAUGACCAAAUCAAUAACUUACGGAAUCAAAGAGUUACUUAUUCAUAUAGAUAUUUCUUGAAUUUAAAGAAGAAUUUUGCCUAUAUUUUAAAUAUGUAAAUAUUAUUAUACAUAAUUCACUUAGAUAGAAAAUUAACUUGGAUAAUGAUGACAGCUGAAGGUAGAAAUUUUUAAGGAUGAGUAACUUUUGUGGUCCUUAGCAGAAUUACAUUUGGUUAGACAACUAAUGUGAGAUACACACACCUUUCACAAGUUUUCUUAUUUCAGUAUGUAGUCUUUUAUUGCUGGCCAGACGUGUGUCAUAGCAUGUAGAAACCUUUAAUUCCAAGGCACAUCUUUCUAAAAGAGGCUGAAUUGAAACAGUAGCAUGGAAUUUGGUUGAAAUUGCAGUGCAAGUCUAAAACGCUUAACUGAAAUGAUGCACGUGAGGGACAGCCUCUGCCUCAUCCUCUGUGUCACCUUGUGUUUGAAGGGAAGAAAAAGUCCAUUAGACUGACACAGUUAAACUCAGUGUUUGUGCAAUUCAACCACUGCUCCACAUAGUUCCCUAUAGGCAGAGCAAGAAAUACUGUAAAUAGGCUUUAAUGUGAACUGGGAGGCAACAACCUGGUUUUCCUCAAAGCAGUCAUUAGAAAGAAUCAGAUGAUGCUGGAGUUUAAGUUGAACUCAUUUUUAUUUCUUACAGGAGGAGGCCCAAAAAUGAGACAGAGCAAUUCUGGUAAACAUAUUGUUAAAUAACUUUAGUGAAAAUUAAUAUCCCAGCCUUCAAACACUUUUCACAUUACUAAAUGUCAAGAAACAGAAGCCUUAGAGUAGCCAGUGUAAGCUCUUACAGUGAGGAAGCAAUUGCACGGUGGGCUGAGGGAGAGAUGGUGUUUAAGCUUUGACUCAAAAAUCACCUUUCUUGCAUUUAAUACUUCAUAAUCUUCUAAGAACAAUUAAAUUCCCGUGUAUGUUAAGGAAAUAAGAUUCUGGAAGCAAUGAGAGCUGACACCAGAUACUGCAACAGGGUUUUUUGAGUCAAAAGUGGUAGACGGUGUAAGUGAACUUGUUAAAAUGUUCCAAAUUACCUCAAUCAAAGUUUGUAGGCAGUUUUUCAUAGGUUUAGAGGCUGAACUCUGAAGAUCCUGUGGCAGCUGGAGCAGAACUCAAUGUAUGUGUAAGCAAAACAGAACCCCUGGUGCGUUGGUACUUCUUUGCUGAAGACAGGAGUGUUGCAAUUUACCUAAGAAGUUCCAAAUUAUAUUCUUGAAAAAUACUUGGUGGGAGAAUAAAUUCAGACACUGGAAGUUAUUAUGGCAAGUGUAGGCUUCGGAGUUCCUUGCAAACACUUCACUUUACCUCUUUGAACCAUGUCUGUAUCCACCACAGUGGUCAGGCAACGUGGGAGAUGCUGUUUUCAUGGUGAGGGAAGUGGCUCUGUGACCAGUGCAGUUGGUGCUGCAACUUAGGGUGUGAAGUGCACAAAAGUGGUUCUCCCUUUUUAGCCAGCAAAGUCUUGUUAUUCCAUGCUAUGCAUCACUCCUUAUAUUUUCUUGCAAGCAAAGUGUUUUGCAGUGCAGCUUCACUUCAUUGUUGCCUGUUUCAGAAAAAAUUCUGAUGGCCUUGACCUUUUUCUUACUCAAACUGAAGCGUUUGGUGAAUUGUUUCAACAAAUCAUUUGCCCAUUGAAGUGGAUUUUAAGUACAGUUUUAGGGUUGUCUUUUAUUUUUCCUCAUGAUAUUUCAGAUAUAAAAAAAUGCAUGUAUUAAUUCAAUCAAAGAUUCCCGGUAUGGGGCAGAGUGACUUUCCAAAAUGGCAUUUUUUUAAAGACAUACUGGAUUAUUUUGGGGUUUUUUUCCUUGUUUUUAUUUGCAUAGGUAUUAAUAGCUUCUUAUGGUUUGGGGAUUUCUCUUGCAAGUUUACUGGGUGCUCUUAAUCUUUAUUCUGGCAUGUUACAUUUCUGUGUGUUGGAGAACUGCAAGUUUACAGUCCUGCCCAUUGACCGAGAGCACAUUCCAUUCCUGAUCUCCAGUAAGUGACACACAGCAGCUGGCCAGUUUUGACUUUGCUUUUGUCCAUGUUUGGCACAGUGAAGAGCAGUGUCCUGGAGAGGAGGAAGUAUGGAGCUGUGGCUCUGGAAACCACACAUUCCAACUCCAGCUCUGCUAAUGACUUACCACAAGGCCUUCCACAGGUCAUUUCACUCCUUCUGUUUCUUCCUCUGUAGAGGAGGAUCUUAUCUAAUCCUUACAACAUCCCUGUGAGGUAACUAACUGUACAGCACUAAGUGCUAACUAUUUCUCAUUGCGAGCCUCUUUGAGGCUGGGCUCAGUUUGUUCUUCCAAACUGGUAAAUGAUCAUUUGGUUGUCAGGGCAAAGCUGUCAAAAGAUGCAGCCGUGGUGCUUUAGAGAACAAACUCAGUCACUGGCAGGGCCACUGGGUUGCGUGCUUGGGUUCAGAGCUGGGUGCUUUCCCCCCAAGUGCUGAAUCAAGCCUGGAAUCCCAAGCAGCAGACUCUCCACACCAGUUUGACUUUGCAGCUUGUGCAGUUGCAGGAGGCAAAAGUAUUCCCUGCCAUGGCCCAUCCAAUUCCAUGCUAACAGCUGCAGUGAAACUUACAAACCUAGGAAUUCUUAACGCUUUGAACUGAAGUAUUUUGUAUGUCUUACUGUUCGUGAAUAUUCCCUAAGCAAAAGAUGUGGGUACAGGUAACUUCAAGUCCUGUCUUGUUAAAACUUGCACUGCCUUUCUGAUUUAAAUAAAUGUAAUUCAGAUGUGUCACCCUAACUGUCCUACAAAUAAGGUUGUAAAAAUGAGAUAAAUUUUAGCCCUAGAUGGAAUUUUUCUUUCAUUUCUGUCAAGCUCUCUCCCAUUGUCAGAUUCAGGCUACAGCAUUAUGUAAUUAUGUAUAAAGUUUUUAUUUAUUUAAAAUUAGAUUAGCUAUACAUUUUUAAAUUUAACAUCUGGCUGGACAGUGUUCCAUUAACGCAUUGAUUGUGUUUCCUUUGUCUUGUGUUAAUAAAUAUUGAUGCCUGA
Molecule: messenger RNA, 8379 nt
Organism: Strigops habroptila (Kakapo)
Lineage: Eukaryota; Metazoa; Chordata; Aves; Psittaciformes; Psittacidae
Gene: DIP2B
Product: disco interacting protein 2 homolog B
Exons: 38
Coding region: 135-4856 (1573 amino acids)
Source: RefSeq, a predicted model, not a curated record